CAGGCGCGCUGAAGAGCUCCAUCUUUCUAUCCCAACAAGCCCAGAGAGAGAGCCAGCAGCAGCAGUUGAUGGGGAAGCUUUUUAUUUUUAUUUUUAAAGGGACAGAACCUCAUUUUAACCAGCUCAAACCUUCCGUUUCGCCGCCCUUAGCCUCCCAGGAACUCAACGGGGGCAGGAAAAAUGGAGGAAAAGGGUCUUAGGCCUUUAUAUUAAGGAGAACAAUCCAGAAAGCCCUUUUCUCUGUCUCUUGCUUCUUCUUAGCAACACAACCCUCUCCUCUCCCUGUGUCUGUGCUUUGGCCCUGGCUGGAGACAUUUCUGAGCAGAGACCUCUCAGUUCACACAGAGAAUAAAAACUUCGCUAUUUCUCGGUCACUCUGCCUGUAAUUUCAAUUUCUCUGGCGAUGGAAGAUAAUCAGAGUAACACAGGGUAGAAACUAAAUUGAUGACAGAAAACCAUGAAGCAGUGCCUCACCUUACUGCAAAACAACAGUAACAAGAAGAGAAGAUCACAAUGUAAGCCAUCAUAUGUCCUGGAAGGUUAAAGAGAAAAGCCGAGGAAGAUGGAAACAUCCAAGGGCGUGACACUGGGAAGCACCGGCUCUGACUCGCCGCCUAAGAAAUGAGAACUCUGCAAGUGCAAGUCAGCAGCAUCUUAAAACCCUCAAGAGUGAACGCCUGCUUUUAGAAAGAGCGGGCUGUUGAAAGAUUAGCUCAAGAGACGUUCUCACCUGAAAAAUGUUUGUGUGGAGCGAGUGGCAGCCAGUUUCAUACACCUAACUUGCCUAUGUGACUCCCAUCAAACAGGAUUUUCCAGACUGCUCCCGUUGAUGAAGGCGAUGAUGGGACGUCACAUCGGUGCUUAGAAGGACAAAACAAACAUGGAGGAUAGCAAAGACUUGGUUCCAAAGUGAGCCUGCCUGCCCUGACCGCCCGAUGCGCAGUGGUGUACAGUUUGCAAACGAAGCUGUACCGCAUGGUCCUCUUUUGGAAGACCAAGAUGACAUGUAGUCUGGGGACACUGAUGAGCGUUUGAGAGCUUCUGAGGCAUCGUGUGCAGAACCAGAACAAUGAAUGGAGGAAAGGAGUGUGAAGGCGGGGCCAAGGAGGCGGGGCCACCUGCUGCCCAUGUUCCGAUUGGCUGGCAGCGCAAGGUGGACCCAAACGGAGUGGUUUACAUAAGUCCCAGUGGCUCAGUGUUGUCCUGCCUGGAGCAGGUGAAGACUUACCUGCUGACCGAUGGGACCUGUAAGUGCGGCCUGGAGUGUCCUCUUAUCCUUCCUAAGGUGUUUAAUUUUGAUCCUGGGGCGGCUGUCAAGCAGAGAACAGCGGAGGAUGUGAAAGCCGAUGAGGACGUCACCAAGCUCUGCAUCCACAAAAGGAAAAUCAUUGCGGUGGCCACGCUGCACAAGAGCAUGGAGACGCCACAUCCCUCUCUAGUCCUGACCAGUCCCGGCGGAGGCACAAGCGCAACCCCCAUGGUUCCUACACGUUCUGCAACUCCUCGAGCAAUAAAGAAUAAAUCGCACGACGGAAUACCUAACUCCGUGGUCCCGGAGUGUAAGAUCCCCUUCAAGAUGAUGAUGGUGGGACAGAGGCAUUACCAGCAGGAGUUAACAGCAGGUCAGCAACAGGAGCUCUACGCUGGCUAUCCGAGACAGAGGCUGGGGAGCAGCGAGCAUGGGCAGAAGUCUCCGUACCGGGGCAGUCACGGUGGAAUGCUGAGCCCGGCCUCUUCUGGAUCGCAGAUAUAUGGUGAUGGCUCCCUGUCUCCCAGAACUGACCCUCUGGGGAGCCCGGAUGUUUUUGCACGGAACAAUCCCGGGUUUCAUGGAGCAAAGAAUUCUAGCCCCAUUCACAUGAACAGCAGGACUCCGCUUUCUCCUCCCUCCCUCAUGCUCCAGACCUCCCCUGCACAGUCGUCCUGCGCCAUGGCAGGGAGGACUAAUAUACCUCUUUCUCCUACUGUCGCAACAAAAAGCCCUAUAAUGAAAAAACCCAUGUGUAAUUUCCCUGCUAACAUGGACAUGCCGCGUGCAGUAUUUCACCAUAAGCCCCAGCAAGGGCCCCAUGCUCCACCCCCACCUUCCCUGCCCCCUUCCUGUGCUCUUCAGAAAAAGAUAACUUCAGAAAAGGACCCUCUUGGCAUUCUGGAUCCCAUUCCCAGUAAGCCGGUAAACCAGAACCCAGUGGUGAUGAACCCUGCAAACUUCCAAUCAAAUGUCCACUCUCAGGUACCUAUGAUGAAUGUAAACAUACCCCCCGCUAUUGUCCCUUUGCCAAGUAAUCUCCCUUUGCCAACCGUCAAGCCCGGUCCCAUCGGUCACGGCAGUCACAUGCAGAGGGGUCAGCACACAGCUUCCACCUCUAUAUCGCCCUCCCCAGUGACCUCACCAGUGCACAUGAUGGGGCCCGCUAUGGGGAGGAUGGAGGUAUCCCCGCAAAGGUCACGUUCAUCUUCCACCUCAUCAGACCACGGAAGCUUCAUUAUGCCGUCGGGUCCACAGGUGACCUGCGGCAGCAUGAAAGUUCCUCCCAGGUCUCCCAGGUCCUCCAUGGGAUCUCCAAGGCCCUCUAUGCCUUCAAGCCCAUCUACAAAGCCAGAUGCGCUCCUUCAGUACAAAGACAUGCCUAACCAGUUGCUCGUAGGAAUGAGCAAUGUUCUCAACACUCAGCCCAACUCAAUGUUUCCACCUGUUUCUGCCGGAAAUGUUCCACAAAAGAAUCACCCAGGUCUGCUGGGAAUGCCUUUUAAUCAGAUCUUGAAUCAGCAUAACGCUGCUUCAUUUCCAGCCAGUAGUUUACUGUCAGCAGCAGCCAAAGCACAGCUAGCAAAUCAAAAUAAAAUGACUGGCAACAAUAACAGCAGCAGUGGAGGGAGCAGCAGCAGCAGCAGUAGCAGCAGCAGCAGCAGCAGCUCUGGUCCAGUGGGAAGUGGUGGCAAUGGGGAAGGGCACAGCACUUUAAAUACAAUGUUUCCACCCAACUCCAACAUGUUGCUGGCAGUGAAUGAAGGGCAGAGCGGGCGUGCAGCACUACGCGACAAGCUUAUGGCUCAACAGAAGGAUCCUCUAAGAAAGCGAAAGCAGUCCACCAACACGGUUUUCAACAUGUUGAAGUCUCAGAUGAGUGCUUCAGGUGCAUCCAAGCCUGCACUGCCUGACCAGCUGAGGAAAGCAGGACAAGGUUCCCUCCCCCCAAAUAACUCCAUGGCCCAGUUGCUUCAGUCUAUGAGCUGUCAGAGUUCCCAUAUGGCUGGAAAUAACGGGGCAGGUUGUGUGAGCUCCAGUUCAGGGAUGCUGUGCGCCUCCGGUCAGCUCCAUUUUGCAGACAACAGUUUGACACCCGCUGCAGCACAAAAUCUGCCAGUGCAGCACCUCCAUAACAGAAGGGAAGGAAUGCGCUGCCCAAAUGUUGACACUAACUUGGUUCACACUGGAGGCCACGUCCUGCAUGGCCAGUUUGCUGGUCUGAUGAACCAGAUGCAGGCUGCCGGGAAUUGUGGGGUGCUCGGACAGGCGGGGGUAGCCUUAGGGAAUUCUGUCCUUGGCCAUCCCAACCUUCACCAGCAACAUCUUCCCCACCACCAUCACCACCACCAUCAGCAGCAACAGCAGAACAAGUCCCACUCAAGGAAUCAGGCAGUUUGUGCACCAAUGGUACCAAACAGCAAUGGAAGCAACUGUGGGCGAGGGAUCUCUGAUGCAGGAAGUUCAGGCCCAUCAUCUUCCAUGGCAGUAGCCGGUGCCAAUCAGCCUGCCAUCACCAAGACCACCUCUGUAAUGCAGGACGGAGUUAUUGUCCGAACUUCGAGAGGCAAUCCACUGCAAGGCCAGUUACCUAUGGGGAGCGCUUUUCCCUUCAUGGGACAGGAGCAGAUGCUUCAGAUCCCACAAAAUAAUCCAGGCAACCGCAGUCUUACAAAUCCUUUAAACACAAGCCUCCUUGGUUCCUUGUCCAUCCCUUUAGGCAUGAACCAACAGCAGCAGCAGCAGCAGCAACAGCAGCACCAUCUCCUAAACCAGAAUCUGCUAAACAUGUUACCGGCUCCGUCGGGAGACAGCAAGCCCGAGGUCAAUCUCAAUCCUCUGGGCAUCUUAAACCCCAACCUUAAUGCUGCUCUGGCUUUGCUCUCUAAUGGCACGGACGGGCAGCCCCUGCCGCCUGUCCAGCUCCUCGCAGCCAUGCUGCAGAGUCAGGCUCAGGCUGCGUCCAUGCUUCCAUUGCCCCCUUUCAAUCUGACCCUGCCUGGUUUGUCACAGCAGCAGCAGCAGCAGCAGGAUGACACUCCUUUACCUCCCAUGACUUCAAUGCCCAUUCUGCCAGACCAUUUGCAGCAUAACCAGUUAGAUGGCAACAGAGCAGAGGCUUGGCUCUCCCACCCUCUGAUGAACUCUUUAGUGGGUCUUUCAGGCAGUGACACUGCUCCUAAUCCUUUACUCCUCCCAGCUGUCACUGGGGCCUCGGGGCUAAUGUCCUUGAAUCCCCAGCUGUUGGGAAGCCUCCUGAACUCUGCAGUGGACAGUACUACUAAUCAUCCCGAGGUUCCCAUAGCAACCUCCUCCCAGGCAACCACUACCACAACCACUACAUCAUCAUCAUCAGUGGCAGCCAUGGCUGUCUCCUCACUGGGUGGGACAGCUGUAAUGUCAAUGGCAGAGACUCUGUUGAACCUUUCCAGCAACUCUGGGAACGCGACAGGACCCACCAAGCUCAUCAGUGGUUCAGUGGUGCCACAGCUGCUGAACCCUCUGCUUGGCACAGGCCUGCUUAGCGAUGGCUCAGCGCUGGCCAGCAGUCUGGGUGACCCGCAGCUGGGCAGCCUGCAGUCGCUGAUGGCCAACAACCAGAUGUUUCACCAGAGCCAACAGCAGCUGCUGCAGGGCAUGCAGGGCAGUCAGAGGGGGGUGGGGCUGCCGGGGCAGCACGCCUUCCCUGACAGCGCCUUUCCUGAGAACACCUCCAGCCCCAUGGCCUGCCUCUUUCAAAGCUUCCAGGUGAGCUUGCCGGAAGAACUUGCAGCUCCCAGCAAGCAGAUGAGCGCCCAGCCGGGGGCGCUGCCGCUCCCCGAGAGCUCCGGCCUGGCGGCGCUCCCUCGGUUCCGCGAUGGGCCCUGCGACCUCCAGCACCAGGGUGUGGAGCAGGCAGCCGAGCAGGCUGCCCGGGAGAACCUCUGCGGUCCCGGUCCCGGUCCCGGCAGAGACCCCUCUGUGGAUGCCAUUUACAAAGCAGUGGUGGACGCCGCUAGCAAGGGCAUGCAGGUUGUCAUCACCACGACCGUGAGCAGCACCACCCAGAUGAGCCCCAUUCCUGCUCUGAGUGCCAUGAGUGCCUUUACUGCCUCCAUCGGGGACCCCGUCAACCUCUCCCAUGCGGUCAAUGCAGUAAUCCAUGGCAGGCGGCCCUCGGGUCAGGAAGCCGAACACCGGGCCAGAAACGCCAGGGGACCGAGGGUGCGGAAGAACUCGGAACAGGGCAAAAGUACACCCGAGGGUGCGGAGGCUCACGAUUACUUCAGAUCCCCCGGUCGCAGCACCCCGAGGAAGCAGUGGGAGGUGGACUCUGCCCCUGGCGUGGAGGGCAACCCGUGGAAGUGUGAGGAGUUUGUGGAGUGCCCCGCCCACGUCCACAGCAGCCCUUGCACAGAGCGGCCUAACAGCAUCGCCACCAUGCUGCCUCUGGCUGUGGAGCAGCAGCAGCAGCAGCUGCAGCCGCCGCCGCCGCUGCCCCGUCACCACCACACAGUAUUAAUGCCAAACGAGAAGAGGUUUCUGGAGGAGAACUUCAAGGUCAACAACUGUAAGAGGACUAUGGUCACUUUCAAGGACAGGCUGGAGCAAACUGUGGAGAGGUGUGCGCACAUCAAUGGCAACCAGCCUCAGACAGGCAGGGGCUACGGCGUCCUUCUGAGCACUCCCAAGCAGGACCAUGCCGCCGAAGAUCAGUCCCCCAGCUCCUCUACCAGCUUGGAAGGGUCUCUGGUCAAAGACUACAUCCAUUACAAUGGGGACUUCAGUGCAGAGAGCAUUAAUGGGUGUGCGCCGAGCCCAUCAGACACUAAAAGCAUUAGCAGUGAGGAGGACUUAAGAAACCCAGACUCUCCUUCAUCUAACGAGUUAAUUCAUUACAGGCCAAGGACGUUUAACGUAGGCGACUUGGUCUGGGGCCAGAUCAAGGGUUUUCCUUCGUGGCCGGGAAAACUUGUGAGUGAAGAAGAGGUGCACAACUCCGCUGUCCAGAACAGUGAGCAGGGCAAGGUCUGGGUAAUGUGGUUUGGUGUUCAUACCUUCACUCAGGUGGAGCCCGAGAAGCUGAAGACACUAACUGAAGAUCUAGAAGCCUUCAACCGAGCUAGGAAGAGAAAUCGAAAAAGUGGAAAGUUGAAUAAUCAUUUAGAAGCUGCUAUUCAUGAGGCUAUGAGUGAGCUGGACAAAAUGUCAGGCAGUGUUCACCAGAUGCCACCAAGAGAGAGACAGGUCAAACCACCGAAACCCAAGAGGAGGAAGAUUUCUAGAUAACAUUGAAUGUGUCCAUCGCCAGUCCAGUACCUGUGAAUGGAACUGUGUAGCUACAGAGUCUUAACUGUUAACAGCCCCAAGGUGCUACAGUCAAACCCUGGUACAGUAUUUUUUGACACCAAGACAAGAGGGACAGUGAAGAUGCUGGAAUAACUAUUCAGAAAACUGUAUGGUCAUGGUUACAAUUUGUCUACAGCUUGCUGAAGAACUAUUUUUUUCUAGAAUACUAAAAAGAAAAAAAUCCUGCAUACAAGAAAAUAGACAGUCCAAAUAUUUCUGAUACAUUUUCAAUAUGUAUAUAGAUAAUGCAGAAUUUCAUGGUGAUAUUCUGAGAAAAAAUGUAAAUAAUGUACAAUAUCGUCAUGUACAAGCGUACUUAAUGCACACUUGAUCUUUUAUUGUACAAAACAAAAGAAGUGUACAAAAUUCUUUGGUUUUUAUUCAGUACACAGUCAAGAUGACUACCAGUGUAAACAGGAUAAAUAAAAAGAUAUACAGCCUAAA
This is a messenger RNA of Lepisosteus oculatus (spotted gar), 7021 nucleotides long. Lineage: Eukaryota; Metazoa; Chordata; Actinopteri; Semionotiformes; Lepisosteidae. The record is from RefSeq and is a predicted model, not a curated record.